AUGCCGACACGUCCGAGCAGUCCGAACCCAGCGCCGCCGCCGGUCGAGCCGAUUCCCCGCCAGGCAGAUGCUGGUGGUGAUGAUUGCCUGAGGCAGCAACCCCAAUCCCAUCACCCACGACGCCGGAAACUGGACUCCACCAGCCGAUCACGCCUGCUCGAGCUUCCCGCCGAACUGCGCCAGCUGAUCUUGACCGAAGCACUGCAUGAUCCUGCCGGGGUGCGUGUCACCGAGGACCGCGUCUCGUCGAGCCAGUUGCCGACGCUGGCCGCGCUGGUGCUGGUGUCACGGCACGUGCACGACGAGGCCCUCGCCGUCUUCGCCUCCUGCAACCACUUCCGCGUCGACAAUGCCGACGGCCUGCUCUUCCUGUUCCAGUUCGUCGGCGCCGAGGGCCGCCCGCAGCUGCGCCAUGCCGACAUCGCCUUCGCGCGGCCCACGGGCUGCGGCUUCGUCGAGAGCCCCGCGGCGCUGGCGAAGGCGCUGGCGAUGCUCGAAGAGGAGGCCUGCUCGCCGCGGUUAAAACUGACGGUCGAGCUGUCGCUGCGCGCGGUGCAGGCGCCGUGGAACCACCCGCACGAGCGCGAGAACGAGCAUUGCCACCACUACCCGGAGUCGGCGAAGAACAAGGCCGGCAAGAACUUCUGGAUCCACCCGGCCAGCGUGCGCGACACGCCGCACGCGGACGAGUUGAAGCGCCUCGUGGCGCGCGCCGUGGCGGUGCGCUGGUCCGGCAGCCCGCAGUACUCGUGGUCCAGCGCCGCCGACGACUCGCUGGACUUUGUGCGGAAGUCGGAGGAGUGGCUGCGGUCCGCCGACGACCCGGGCUUCGAGUACGUCUGCUCGUGGGAGGUGCUGCCGCCGGCGCCGCUGAGCUCGGCUAAGUGGAAGGAUGACGAUGGCGUGGUACGGCCGGUUGCGGAAUCAUGA
This is a messenger RNA of Lasiodiplodia theobromae, 930 nucleotides long. RefSeq lists its product as uncharacterized. Lineage: Eukaryota; Fungi; Ascomycota; Dothideomycetes; Botryosphaeriales; Botryosphaeriaceae. The record is from RefSeq and is a predicted model, not a curated record. The coding region runs from base 1 to 930 and encodes 309 amino acids. The transcript has a single exon.